Messenger RNA from Anoplopoma fimbria (sablefish), 2411 nucleotides. Its product is annotated as matrix remodeling-associated protein 8-like. Bases 81 to 1415 code for a protein of 444 amino acids. The transcript has 10 exons. Gene Ontology annotation, biological process: establishment of glial blood-brain barrier; cell adhesion. Lineage: Eukaryota; Metazoa; Chordata; Actinopteri; Perciformes; Anoplopomatidae. The record is from RefSeq and is a predicted model, not a curated record. Gene Ontology annotation, cellular component: cell surface; membrane.
CAGACUGCAGGACGACAACAAAACACAGCUGAACCUCCGCUGCUCCGUGAACUUGAAGACGUCUUGUGUUUUAUCAAUUUAUGCGCACAGCUCCUCCUGACAGUUCUUCUACCUCCGCUGGCGGCACGGUGAACAGAAAGAUGCACCUCUACUUGAGACUCCUUCCGAUUGUUGCUGCGCUCCUCCUGCCAGGAGCAUGGAGUCAGAGCGGCAGCAGCUCGCUUGGUGUGGUGGUGGAGGCCAAGAACAUCACCCUCCCUGCAGGGUCUAAGGCCGUUCUGCCCUGCCACAGCCCCCGCAUGGUGUGGACCCAGGACAGACUGAAGGACCGUCAGAGGGUGGUGCACUGGGACCUGGUGCGCAGCAGCCCAGAGUACUCUGUGGAGCGGGUCCUGGACAUGUCCCCCGGAGCCCGCCAGAGGGUCUACAACAGCUUCAACAAGGGACGCAUUUCCCUCCCAGACUCUGCUUUCAUUGACGGCAACUUCUCCCUCGUCAUCGACAAUGUUGUCACAACUGACAAAGGAGUUUAUACUUGUAAUCUGCACCAUCACUACUGCCAGAUUCACCAGUCCAUUCAAAUCCAACUCAAUGUCACUAAAUCAGCUCGAAAAGAGAAACGUUACUGGGAUGGAGAGAAGACAGUGUUCGUGGUCCUGCUGGGCAAGUCAGUGGUAUUGCCCUGCGUGAACCGCCGCUCCCUGUGGAGAGAUGGGCUCCAGGAGGAUCAGCAGCAGGUGGCUCACUGGGACUUCCAGCCUCCCGGCGUGCGUCCUGACCGAGCUGGCCGUCUGGUGGACCUCUAUGCCUCCGGAGAGCGCCGGGAUUAUGGGCCGCUCUUUGGGCAGAGAAGGAUGAGCGUGGAGGAAGAUGCUUUCACUUUAGGAGACUUCUCGCUGUCCAUUUCUGACUUGAAGCCCGUUGAUAAAGGCCUGUACUCCUGCCACCUGCAUCACCACUACUGCGGUCUGUAUGAGAGACGCAUCUUCAGGCUCAAUGUGGGACCUCCACUUCCAACCGCCCCGACUACAGCACCCAAGAUUUUCCAUAAUGAUGUGCCAGUGCCAAGGACUGAAGAGGUGGAGGGUCCACGUGUGGUGAAUGUCAUCAUCCCUGAGCAUCGCGGGUAUUUCGUGCAGCAUCUGGGCUACUUCCUGGCAACGUUCCUCCUGCUGGCGUUCAUUGUUGUCGCUGUUAUUGUGCUGACUCGACGACGCAAAAAGCGAGGGCUGGAUUAUGACCUGCGUCGACCUGAUCAGAGAAACACGAUCAAUGGAGGCGAAAUGUCAUUAGACUGCACAGAGCUGAGGACCUAUAACCAAGAACCUUUGAAUUCAGACUACAAAAACAACCUACUGAAAGAGAGAGAUUUGGCCAAAGACUCUAAUAACGACUUUGGGAAGCUGUGUAAGUGAGUGCAAUAUUUCUGAGAUGCUGCUGGCAGGUCCAGGGCAAACACCGGAAGAGUAAAGGACUGUGGAGAGAACGGGGAAAUAAAAGAGGAAACCCAGGAGAGGACAGGAGGAAUGCUCCCUCUGCUGAAACUCUUAACACACUAAGCUUUUUCACUAAAGGACACAACAUUUUUUUUUUUUUAUAUUACAUGCAUUUCACCAGCUCUCAUAACAAUACGGUUAAACAUAUAUUUGAUUCUUAUUCUUUGCAUUCAUUUAAUAGUUUAUGUUGAAUAUUAGGCUUUUUUUUCAAAACAUACACAUCUUUUACAAAAAUGCAUGCUGUUUAUUAAAGUAUGUUUUAUGUUUAUUUUGCAUGCUUGCAGAGCUGUGAGCUCGCAGCUUUUUGAGAUUUGAUCAUUUUCUUUUUUGCACAAAUUCUGCUGUACUGUAAUAUGUAAAGGAUUAUCAUCAUGUUUCAAAAGUAACAUUACUGUAGGUAGACAGUUGACAGUUAAGAACCACACAUUUCUAGCUGCAUAAUAAGACUCUAUUUUUCAAAACUUCACUUGGGUGAUUAUGUAUUUUAGAAAUGCAGACUUCCAGAUUUAAUUUCUUUCCCAAAUAAUAUUUUUGUUCACAAAUGGUUCCCUGGUAACUUAUCAAGUGAAAAAUAGAGAAAUUGUAUGACCAUGGACUAAAGGCUCAGUCUACCAAAACUCAGGUAAAAAAAUGAUCUUUUAACCAUUUAUUUGGUUUGAAUGGGCUGUGCAGUAGGCCUACUUGUUUGCAUCAAGCAUGCAUACAGUACCCAGGUCUGUAAAACACUGACUUUUCAUUACUAAACCUGCUGAUACAGGUAUAAAAUCUAUUAAAAAUGUGCGGUUGUAGCUCUAUGAGGUUUAUUGCAGGAAGAAGAGUGUCUACUAUCUCAGUAAUGCUGAAUCACAAACUGUAAUCCUAAUUCUCUCUGAUGUUGGUCUUCUAAAAAAAGAUAUUUUCUAUUAAAGAUUCGUA